Molecule: messenger RNA, 1305 nt
Organism: Gadus chalcogrammus (walleye pollock)
Lineage: Eukaryota; Metazoa; Chordata; Actinopteri; Gadiformes; Gadidae
Product: odorant receptor 131-2-like
Exons: 2
Coding region: 1-1305 (434 amino acids)
Biological process (GO): G protein-coupled receptor signaling pathway
Cellular component (GO): membrane
Molecular function (GO): G protein-coupled receptor activity
Source: RefSeq, a predicted model, not a curated record
AUGUCGUUGGAGAGAUAUAUGGCCGUGUGUUUCCCUCUGAGGUACGCCAGCAUCGUCACGGUCCCCACCACAUAUGGGGCCAUAGCCGUGGUGUGGGCCAUCAGCUAUGCCAACAUGUUGAUCAGAGUUAUCAUGUUAACGGCUCUUGAUUCCAGACCCUUUGGUCAGUUCAUGGACAUUCCCUGCGGUAAAAACCCCAUAUUCCAGUUGAAAAUAUUCUCUGAGUUUGAGAGUGGUUUUGUCUGUGCUGAGUUUGUGUCGGUGGGCCUGAUAAUUAUCCUUUCCUACGUGGGAGUGAUGGUGGCGGCCAAGGCCGCCUCCACUGACAAAUUGUCAGCCAAUAAGGCUUCCAAGACAGUCCUGUUGCACAUGAUUCAGCUGGGCCUGAGGAACGGAGAGUACCUGGAGGGAUAUCGGGUCGUCUUCUCUAUCAUCCCAUGCGUCAUCUUCCUCUACAUAAACUGUGUGAUGCUGUACACACUGAGAAGCAAGCCUGUGUUCCGUGAGACCUCCCGUUACCUCCUGCUCUACAACCUCCUAUUGGCUGAAACCUUACAGAUGGCAUUGGCUCAGAUGAUGUCUCUACUAAACGUUGGCAUGGUGUUCAUGACACGCUUAAUGUGCCUACUAGUCCUUAUACCGACGAUAAUUACCACUAUCACAUCGCCGUUCAGCCUGGCCGUGAUGUCGUUGGAGAGAUAUAUGGCCGUGUGUUUCCCUCUGAGGUACGCCAGCAUCGUCACGGUCCCCACCACAUAUGGGGCCAUAGCCGUGGUGUGGGCCAUCAGCUAUGCCAACAUGUUGAUCAGAGUUAUCAUGUUAACGGCUCUUGAUUCCAGACCCUUUGGUCAGUUCAUGGACAUUCCCUGCAGUAAAAACCCCAUAUUCCAGUUGAAAAUAUUCUCUGAGUUUGAGAGUGGUUUUGUCUGUGCUGAGUUUCUGUCGGUGGGCCUGAUAAUUAUCCUUUCCUACGUGGGAGUGAUGGUGGCGGCCAAGGCCGCCUCCACUGACAAAUUGUCAGCCAAUAAGGCUUCCAAAACAGUCCUGUUGCACAUGAUUCAGCUGGGCCUGAGUCUGUCGUCUUCCUUGGUAAGCACGAUACUGACAGGCCUCCAUGGGAAAGUAGAUAUGAUCAUUUUCAGGCAUCUUCGUUUUUUUCUGUUUGUUUGCCUCAUCAUCCUCCCCAGGUGUCUUAGUUGUCUGAUAUACGGCCUGAGGGAUCAAAUUAUCAGGCCGAUCUUAUUACGACACCUCAGACUAGGAAUUAAAAUGCUAAAUAUCCAAGUUAUCCACUCAAGAUAUUAA